CAACAACAUGGUUGCCAAGAAGGACCUGCCGCUACUUCAGCACGGAGGCUACGCGGCCACGAGCCCCACGGCUUCAUCUGUAUCGUCGUCCUACUCACGUGUGGCGUCUGAGGAGCUCAUUGUGCCCGCCCCAGACAGCGUCAACUCGGUCUACUAUGGCGUGGACGCCUUCUCUCCUACACUGGUGGACUUUUACACUGUGGACCAGAAGCGCAUCGUAUGGUCUUCACGCGCGCACCGCAAGAUGAUGACGACGCUUUAUCGUGCCUGGCACGGCAGGACGUGGAAGGUCUACUCGCUGAGCUUCUGGGCCAGUCUCUGCGGCAUCGUGGCCUUCACUCUCUUCAUUACGGGAGCUACGGGUGAGGCUAUCGCUCACAGUGCACGCAGCUCUAAGACCGCUAGCAUCGAAGUCCACUCGUCUGUAGACUUGCCACUACUACUCGCUUCUAUCUUCUUCCUCGCCUACCACGCCGUCACGUACCUAGAAGUCAUCAACUGCUGCCACAACCUCGAGAUUUGGCUGGAAGAGUACUUCCACGGCACCGAACCAGUAUUGGAGCGUCAGUACGUGGGCUUCUUCCCUAGUCGCAUCGACUUCUGGACGGCUAUCCUGGGUAUGCUUGGGUCUAUGCUCUACGUCUUCGCACGUGCCUAUGUGUGGGCACGAUCAGACUCGGAGAACUUCGGCGUCGUGGACGUCAAGCACGACGACUUCAGCCUCAUCGUGGGCUAUUGGGUGCCCUUCUUCGCCGGUUCAUUCCUGCUCCUACUGAGCGCCUACCUGGCGCAUGUUGAGGUUGUCCACCAGUGGUUCUCGUGUCGCCUCACGACGCUCGAGACUUGGGUUACUGGCUUGAACAUGAUGGCUAUGAUUGGCUUCUUCCUGUCGUCUACCCUGCAGUUCAUGGACCCAUUCUCGGUGCUUUUCUCGUUCCAGGCAUGUGUGGUGCCCUUUGCAUCCGGCUGUCUCCUUGGGCUGGGCUCUACUGUUCUGAGUCUUGUGGAGCUCGAGAACAUUCACAAGCGCCACAAACACCCGGAGUACAGUCUGUACGAGUCAGCCGCGGGCUACGGAACAGCAAGCUACGGGUCGUUCAAGCAGCAAGUAUAA
Phytophthora infestans T30-4 is the source of this 1114-nucleotide messenger RNA. RefSeq lists its product as uncharacterized. NCBI's taxonomy places the organism in Eukaryota, Oomycota, Peronosporomycetes, Peronosporales, Peronosporaceae. The coding region runs from base 8 to 1114 and encodes 368 amino acids. The transcript is spliced from 2 exons. The record is from RefSeq and is a predicted model, not a curated record.